AUGCUCACUCGCCGAGGCUGCUUCUCGACCACCACCCACGAGCAUCACAGCAUGCAGGCUGUGCCUCACGACGAAACACAACGCCAACAAUCGAAUCAUACGAGCGACAUCUUCCAGGCUGAUUCGUACCCUCCCGUCGCCAAACCACGUCUGCAACCGAUCGAGAAACCCAUCGUUCCUUCGUCUUCUCACCUUACCCAAGCGUUCUCAGCGUCGGCCCCUUCCGAAGAUCAGAAGCAGGAUCCACUGGCCAACAGCAUCAUUUCUGUUCUCGACCUGCCCAAGUAG
This is a messenger RNA of Pseudozyma hubeiensis SY62, 288 nucleotides long. RefSeq lists its product as hypothetical. NCBI's taxonomy places the organism in Eukaryota, Fungi, Basidiomycota, Ustilaginomycetes, Ustilaginales, Ustilaginaceae. The record is from RefSeq and is a predicted model, not a curated record. The transcript has a single exon. The coding region runs from base 1 to 288 and encodes 95 amino acids.